UGGGACGUUCUUCCCUCAACUGUCAACCUCUGUCUCAACUUUAUAAGAGUCAACACUGAAACAAACCAAGCUUCACUGGCUCUAGAGCGAAAAUAUACUGCUGAUACACAGUGAGAUAUAUAAAGAAACUAACUGAAACAGAAAUGAACAAGAAUAGAAAAGCAAGUGGUCUUCUCAUUAUUAUUAUCUCCCUUCUUCUGCUCUGCAUUGCAUCAGGUGAGAAGGACCAACUAAACCAGAUGUUUAGCAGAGGACUUCGACUUAUUGUGGAAGUUCCUCACGUCCGUGUUGACCACCUGGUGACUCCGAAGGUGCAUAUUCUUCUGCCUUCUGGCGUUCAGAAGCAGCGUGCAGAGAGAGUGACGCUCGCCUGUGUCAUCACCGGGUUACAGUCUAAAGCUGUGAGGAUCACAUGGAAGGUGCACGGAGCAACAGGUCUCAAAAAACACAGCAGCCCUCCACAAGUGCACCGAGAGGCUGGAGGCACCUUCUCUGCUGUGGGCCUGUACUCGGUGCUCGCUCAUAAAUGGAGUCAUGGGAAUACGUACAGGUGUGAGGUGACUUACAAAGCGGCGUUUCACUACGAUAAGGCAGAGUCGUCUCUCUGUGUUCCCCCUGAGGAACUGUAACUGUGUCCUGUGUUAGAGAUUCACGCUGACCGCUGAGCCGGAGCACAUAUCUCACUUCAAAAUCAAAAGAGGGAGAGAAAAAAAAAAGGACAACAUAUUUUCAAAAUAAUUUGGAGAGUGUUGUUAAAUUCCAAAUUCUGAAUUUUUGUAUUGUCAUAUUGUUUUCAUAUUAUUUAUAAACAUGCAAUUGAUUUAUAUAAAACUUGGCUUAUUAUUUGCUUUAAACAUUCUUAUAAUUAUUAUACAGUUUUGUUUUGGUUUCAUUUUCUUUGGUUAGCUAGCCCCCUUCUUCUUCUUUAUGUGAA
Messenger RNA from Carassius carassius (crucian carp), 934 nucleotides. RefSeq lists its product as uncharacterized. The record is from RefSeq and is a predicted model, not a curated record. Bases 144 to 629 code for a protein of 161 amino acids. The transcript has 3 exons. Lineage: Eukaryota; Metazoa; Chordata; Actinopteri; Cypriniformes; Cyprinidae.